Messenger RNA from Microthlaspi erraticum, 255 nucleotides. The record is from the annotation of a GenBank genome assembly. NCBI's taxonomy places the organism in Eukaryota, Viridiplantae, Streptophyta, Magnoliopsida, Brassicales, Brassicaceae.
AUGGGCAAUUCCGGGAUAGUAGCAGGCCCUUCAACAAGUGGUCAAGCGCCAAGGAAAAAUAAUAGUUAUCACGGGAGAAGACUGAUGAGCAAUGGGAUAGUAGCAGGCCCUUCAACAAGUUCUCAAGGACCAAGGAAAAAUAAUAGUUAUCACGGGAGGAGAUUGAUGAGCACAUAUUUUCCAAAUGCGGGCAUAAGAGCAGGACCUUCGACAAGUGGACAGGGUGGUGGUCGCAUUCCCGUCGCUUCCCCAUAG